CAGACACUAGACAGAUUUGCUAUCAAAGCCAGACAACAAUCACAGUGCACCUAGAAGCGGCACUGUGGUGUUGCCUACUCGUUACAUUGUAGCAAAAUGUUGCAGUAUGGGAUUUCUACAUUGCAGAGCCAUUGUUGACACUUUGUAGUUCGAUAAUCAAUCAGUGAGCAGCUGUCGUAAUGCGAAGACAAUUAGCAAGUUUACACCAAGGAUUUAGAACGUCAGGAUAACGGAAUUGCCCAACCACGACGUGUUAUGGUAAUCUGGAAUAGACUUCAAUGGCUGCCACCAUGAGCAACAGAAGGAAGCGUGCCCCACCGGUGAGGGUAGAUGAGGAGGCCAAGAAGAAGCUGAACUGGAACAUGCACGAGGACCGCAGGAUUGAGACUCUACUCCAAGAAGAGGAAGACCAGAUUCCAACCAGCUCAUUUCUGUCCACCAGCCACCACAUCCCAACUGCUUCCCUUCUCUUCACUGGCGACAAGAUUUCAACCAGUUCCCUUCUUUCAACCACCCACCAGAUCCCAACCGGUUCUCUUCUCUUGAGCGCCCAGGAGGACUGUGAGGCAAGCUGCUCCAGCUCAGGAGCUCUGUUGUCAGACCUAGGACUAGGAGAGGACCCCCAGCUCCCUGCUUCCUCCUCCACAGACACCUCCUCCUCCACUUUCCUCUCCCUCACUGUGCUUCCUCUUUCCGACCUGGCUCACAUCUGGAAGUCUCUGAUCGGGGAGUUCAGCCUCCGUCCUCCCCCUCUGUGGGUUAAUCCCCCAGGCUGUGACCAGAGGGCGUUCACCCUUCGUAGGACAGGAGAUCAGUUGUGCCUCAGUUUGACCAGCAGCAGCGAAGAGAGUAGUACAAGUACGGGAGGACUGGAGAUGAGGCCUCUGGAUAGGACCUGCCCAGUGGAGUGUUUCCUGGCUGGAGGGAUAGUAUUGGAGGAGCUGGACUGGCUGCAGAAGAGAAGAGCUGUGCAGCUGUGUCAUCAGCCAGGGGAGGAUGAAAUUAAGAAGUGCAGUGGUGGUUUUUUUCUCCUGUGUCUGUCGGCCUUCCCGCGGCAGGUGGGGAUAUAUGUACUGGAAUCGGGAUUGGGAAAGCCUGAAUUCCUCAGCGAGGGAAACGGACGGAUCAGAAAGGCAAAUCAACUAAUACAGAAGUUAAUGGAGUUUUACUAUGACUUUAUCAUCCCUGAAGUGGUGUCGACCGAGGAGGAGGAGUGUGACACUGACUUGGAGAGGCAGAACGUGGAGGAGCUGUAUGAUUACGUCAGACACCUCCACCAGAGAGAGAACCAGGACGUGAGCAUAGAUGUACAGCACAAGGCUCUUAUCCCAGUCCUCAGGCCAUACCAGAGUCAGGCUGUUAACUGGAUGCUGAGGAGAGAAAAGUACAGGAGCAGUAGCGCUUCUCAAGAACAAUCUCUAAAUUUCCUAUGGAGGGAGCUUGUCACAUUGUGUGGGAAGAAGCUAUUCUACAAUCCAUAUACAGGCUGCCUGAUUCGUGAGUUCCCCCUGGCUGGGCUGGAGUGGCCUGGGGGGAUCCUGGCUGAUGAGAUGGGGCUGGGGAAGACUGUGGAGGUCCUGGCUCUUAUACUGAACAACAGCAGACAGGGCCUGAAGCAGGAGGCCCUCACCCUGCCUCUGGGAAAGUCAGUGAAUUAUUUUGUACCGCCUCCACGACCAGAAGAAGAGGAGAUGCAUAUAAUUCAUUGCAAGUCAGAGGCUCAACCUAAAGUGAAAAUAUCCUACCCAACUGUGCGUGUGAUGCUCCUCACGGCAAUAAAAGAGAUGAGGGUUGGUAAAGGAGCAUCGGUCAAUGCCAUCUUUGCGUACAUUCGCACCACGUACCGGUACGACCUCUUGAAGAACCGCAACCACAUCAAGAGGGCCCUGGGCAAGCUGCUGAACGAGGAACUAGUAGAGAGAGUCAAAGGUCGCGGUCUGGCCGGAUCCUUUAAACUCGGGAAGAAAUACAAGGAAACCAAGAAGAAAACCACCACGGCCAAGUCUCAGAGUCCCUCCGGAGACAGUGGGCCCAGGAGAACUUCCCUAAGGCGUGCGGGAAAGAAGGGGAAGACCUCUUAUAAAGACCCUGAUACCCCAGACCUCUCUCCCUCAGAGGAUGUUAGCCAGAGCUGCCUGUCCCCUGACGGUCCUGCUUCUGCAGAGGACAGUAGACAUGAACAGCAGGAGGGACGCCUUGAGGAAGAACGACGCAGCGACACGCUAAGCGCCUCACAGGAUCUGUCACCUAUUGCGGAGGCAGACCGCCCUGAGGAGGACGACAAAGAGACACUCCACAACUCCCAGGGACAGGCGACGGAGCGAGUGGAUAAAGUGGAAGAUGUCCCUGGAGAGAGUAAGCAGCAACCAGGUCCACCUGUCACUCCGGAAAUGCCACCGGCCACCCGGGUGUCGUUCACCCCCUUCAACACCCCAGACUACCGCUUUGAGUGUAUCUGUGGCGAACUGGGUCUCAUCGACUACAAGGCCCGGGUGCAGUGUCUCAACUGCCAGCUGUGGCAGCAUGCAGAGUGUGUGAACUACAAGGAGGAAAGCCUAGACACCACACCAUUCUACUGUCCUCACUGCCUGGUCGCCAUGACACCUGUCCCGACAGGAGCUACCCUCAUCAUCUCCCCUUCGUCCAUCUGUCAUCAGUGGGUUGAGGAGAUCAACAAACACAUCAGCUCCUCAUCACUACGAGUACUGGUGUACCAGGGGGUGAAGAAGCAUGGCUUCAUCCAGCCUCACAUGCUGGCUGAGCAGGAUGUGGUCAUCACCACCUAUGACGUGCUGCGCUCGGAGCUCAACUACGUAGACAUCCCCCACAGCAACAGUAAGGACGGCCGGCGCUUUCGCAACCAGAAGCGGUACAUGGCUAUUCCCAGCCCCCUAGUGGCCGUAGAGUGGUGGCGCAUCUGUCUGGACGAGGCCCAGAUGGUGGAAUGCACCACUGCCAAGGCGGCAGAAAUGGCUCUGCGUCUCUCGUCAGUCAACCGCUGGUGUGUCAGUGGAACUCCUGUACAGAGAGGCCUGGAAGAUCUGUAUGGUCUGGUUCUGUUCUUGGGGGUCGACCCCUACUGGGUCAAGUACUGGUGGGACCAGCUGCUCUACCGACCCUAUCGCCGUGGAAACACAGAGCCACUCUACAACCUGAUUGGUCAGCUGCUGUGGCGAUCGGCCAAGAAAGAUGUCAUUGAUCAGAUUCAGAUUCCCCCUCAGACAGAAGAGGUCCACUGGCUGCAGUUCUCUCCAGUGGAGGGUCACUUCUACCACCGGCAGCAUGAGGUGUGUUCCCAGGACGCUCUGGUUAAGCUGAGGAAGAUCCAGGACUGGAGCCUGAAGCUGGGCAGCCUGGACAGACGCACGGUCAACACCAUCCUGUACCCCCUGCUCAGACUCCGUCAAGCCUGCUGCCACCCGCAGGCUGUCAGGGGAGAGUUCCUGCCCUUCCAGAAGAGCACCAUGACGAUGGAGGAGCUGCUCAAGUCCCUGCAGAAGAAAUGUCGAGUGGAGUGUGAAGAGGUUCACAGACAAUUGGUGUGCGCCCUCAACGGCCUGGCAGGCAUCCACAUCAUCAGAGAUGAGUUUGGUGAGGCAGUGGAAAUGUACAGAGAUGUCCUGAGGUCUUCGGAGGAACACAAAGGACGACUGAAGACUGAUUCCCUGCAGAGGCUUCAUGCCACACACAACCUAAUGGAGCUGCUCAACGCAAAGCACCCUGGGAUACCGCCCACUCUGAGAGACGACCGGUUGAAAGAGGAGGCAGAGCAGCUGAGGCAGCACUACAUGACCAAACACAACGCCGAGGUGUCUGAGGCCUACCAGAAUCUACAGCCUGUACUGCAGAACAUCAAGGAGCUCAAACGCAAAGUCAAUCUACGAUCCCCCUGGUGGCUAGACGUGGUACAGCGGGCCAUACAGCAUAACGUCGAUGACGACCUGGUUUCCCGCAUCCAGAACGAACUGACCUGCAGCUACAAACAGCAGGCCAACAAGUUCUCCAUGGCUGACAAGUUCCGAGAUGGGCGUGGCCUGCAGUUCCUGCUCAGCACUCAGAUGGAGGAUCUGACGAAGUCCCAGAAGUCUGUGCAGGACGCGGUGAAGAGGCUGGAAGGCACACCAUCAGAGGCUGUCAUAGAGGAGACUGUUCUCUGUCACCUCAGACCUGUCCGCCUGCCACUCAAUAACUGUGUGUUUUGCAAAGCAGACGAGCUCUUCACUGAUUAUGAGUCCAAGCUCUUUUCACACACGGUAAAGGGUCAGACGGCUAUCUUUGAGGAGAUGAUUGAGGAUGAGGAGGGGCUGGUGGACGACCGUCUCCCCACCACCAGUAGAGGGUUGUGGGCUGCCAGCGAGACAGAGCGGGCCCUGAAGGCCAUUCUCUCCUUCUCCAAGGCCCGACGCAUGGACCACGACCUGGUGGAAGAAGGAAAUACCUUCAUGGAGCUUUUUGAGAACUGGAAGAAAGAGUACAAGGUGUUGCAUGAGUACUGGAUGGUACUUAGGAACAAUGUGUCAGCCAUUGAUGAGCUGGGAAUGGCCACAGAGAGGCUGCGUGUGAGGCUGCCUGAUGAACCCAAACCCAAAGUACCCGUACUGCACAUCAUAGAACCACACGAGGUGGAUCAGAACAGGGUGAAACUGUUAAACGAUAGAGCAGUGGCUAAGUCUCAGCUCCAGAAGAAGCUGGGCCAAUUCCUUUAUCUCUCAAAUCUAGAGAAGUCCCAGGACAAGGAGACAGGAGGACUAAAUCCAGAACCGUGUCCUAUCUGUGCCCGUCCUCUGGGUCAGGAGUGGGCGGUGCUGACUUGCGGUCACUGUUUCUGUAACGAGUGCAUCGCCAUCAUCGUCGAGCAGUACAGCGUGGGGUCGGGCACGCGGCGGAGAGCCAUCAAGUGUGCCAUCUGCAGACAGACCACGUCCCACGCAGAGAUCUCCUAUGUCUUCACCACCCAGACAGACAACCAGGGGACAGAUAUCCCUGUCAAGGGAAGCCACUCUACCAAGGUGGAGGCGGUAGUCAGGACUCUGAAGAAGAUCCAGCUAACUGACCCAGGAGCCAAGUGUCUCGUCUUCUCCACGGUAACGCAUGUGUGCUUUGCAAACAAGUGGCAGUGUGUGUUGGACAUCAUUGCCAAGGCUCUGUUCGACAACAACAUGGAGUUCUCUCAAAUCAAUGGCAUUCACAAAUUCCAGGAGAAUCUGUGUUCGUUUAAAUACGAGGAGAAGAUCAACAUCCUGCUCCUUCCACUCCACACGGGCUCCAAUGGGCUCAACAUCAUCGAGGCUACACACGUCCUAUUGGUGGAGCCCAUACUCAACCCCGCCCACGAGCUGCAGGCCAUUGGCCGGGUGCACCGCAUCGGACAGACCAAACCCACCUAUGUCCAUAGAUUCCUCAUCAAGUCCACUAUUGAGGAGAGAAUGCAGGCUAUGUUGAAGACUGCAGAGAAAAGCAGCCACAGUGCGACUGCCAUGAAGCACUCGGAGGCUGCAGUCCUGAUGGUGGCUGAUCUGGCUGAUCUCUUCACCGAGGACAGCCUGGAGUAAAACCAUGCCACGACCGCACCUGGCCCUGGUGUGAAGCUGAAACCUGUCCACCAAGCCACUGCAAUACUAAUCCUAACCCAAUCAGGGGCUAGAGCCACAGACGAGGCCGUCGUACAGAUAAGCAGGCUCAAAGCUAAGCAGGCUCAAAGCUAAGCAGGCUCAAAGCUAAGCAGGCUCAAAGAUAAGCGCACACUGCAUCCAGCACACAGUGUUAAUAGUAGACGGAACAGUGAUAUUACACGUAAGACACAAUGGAAUCGUUGUUGAGCAUAUUCCAAUUUUUACGUAGCUGUUCCAAUGGCAUCACAUAAGUUAUAUGGAUACAGAAGAAAACGUAGAAAAGGGAAGCCUGUAAGUAAAGUACCAAAUAUCACUUUGUGUCUUUUUAAACUAUGUGAAGUGGCAGUUUAAUGGUCUUGUUAGAUCUCUCUGUCUGGUACAGUAUGUUUAGUUCACUUGUUGCCACAGAUCUGGACAACUGUGAGGUUUUUAAUGGGUGUAUAUAUGUCUCCCUGCAACACACUCAGAUUCCACAUAAUUCGGAUGAGUAGCUGCUUUUAUGAUUCCAUUUGAUUAGGUUUCACUGAAAUAUUGUGUUUUACCUCAGUAUUCCCUACGACCCACAAUGCAUCUAACAGUAGGUCAUAUAUUAUGUUAAUAGACAUCAAACAUGCUCCUUCUCCAAAUGUUGAUAUUCUGAUGAGGGAAAAACAUUCCAGAUGAUGUAAUCACUUUGGUGAUUGGUUGAGGUAUUCCAUCCCUUUUUAAAGAAUAAAAGGCUGACAUAGGACAGUUGUUUUGAAUCUG
Molecule: messenger RNA, 6359 nt
Organism: Oncorhynchus keta (chum salmon)
Lineage: Eukaryota; Metazoa; Chordata; Actinopteri; Salmoniformes; Salmonidae
Gene: shprh
Product: SNF2 histone linker PHD RING helicase
Exons: 30
Coding region: 279-5552 (1757 amino acids)
Biological process (GO): DNA damage response; nucleosome assembly; protein polyubiquitination
Cellular component (GO): nucleosome; nucleus
Molecular function (GO): DNA binding; metal ion binding; ubiquitin protein ligase activity
Source: RefSeq, a predicted model, not a curated record